Messenger RNA from Chenopodium quinoa (quinoa), 2201 nucleotides. Its product is annotated as caffeic acid 3-O-methyltransferase-like. NCBI's taxonomy places the organism in Eukaryota, Viridiplantae, Streptophyta, Magnoliopsida, Caryophyllales, Amaranthaceae. The transcript is spliced from 3 exons. Gene Ontology annotation, molecular function: S-adenosylmethionine-dependent methyltransferase activity; protein dimerization activity; O-methyltransferase activity. Bases 922 to 2028 code for a protein of 368 amino acids. The record is from RefSeq and is a predicted model, not a curated record. Gene Ontology annotation, biological process: methylation.
UGUCUAAGCUGAAUAAUUUUUCCGUUUUGCUAAGUCUUAAUCAGCAAUUGUAGCUACGCAAACUAAGAGAAGGUUAAUUAGGCCUACAUGGCUACACAUGUGGUACGUUUGUAUUAAAGUUGAGAUAGAUAAUGAUUAAGAUAUUUGUUAAAUAAAAUUGGGCCCUAAAUGAGAUUGUGGAUAUAAAAAAUGAAUAAAAAAUUGUUAAAAAAAGGAAUAAAAGUGAGUAGAAUUAGAAAAACAGAUGAAAAUGAUAAUUAGAAAAAUGAGUAAGAAUUAGGAAAACGGAUGUAGUAGUAAUUUUGGCAGUCUAUCGAUAAUUAAAAUUUCUCACCUCCUCUCUCGAGUAAUGGAAAUCAGGGGUUAUUUAUAGACACAAAAUAUGAGUCUGCGAUGAAUCAUACAUAAUCCAAUACAUGAAAUGACUAGACCCGCCUGUUUAAGAUAUGAGCCAAUAUGAACCGUUCCUUAACCAGAUAUGACUUAUUAACAAUCAAAUAUAUGCCACCGACAUUGAAUAUAACCCGAUCCCAUUACAAACUCACCUUUUCACCCAAAGCGACUGAUAAUUUAAUAACCAAUGGACGAAACAAAUAAAGUUCUUCGUUUUUGUUGUUGUUUUUUUUUUUUUUUUUUUUUUUUUGGGGGGACAUUCUUCGUUUAUGUUUUUUUAAAAAAAAAAAAAGUAUAUUUUGUACUAAAAGGCUUAUCGUUAUGAAUUGAAUAUAACAUAGGUGCUAGUUAUUGUUGUCAAUAUUCAACAUAAUACUACCCCAAAAAAAAAAAAGUCCGUCUUGAAAAACAAGAAAAAGUAAAAGCUCACCUCCUAAGCAGGCAAGCUUACAUUUGUAUAAAUCCUUGUUUGAACCAAAUAAUUUAUAAACAAUAAUUAUUGUUAAGCAGAAUAAAAGACUAGAGAAGAUGCAACCUUUGAUGGAGGAAGAAAGUAUCAUACACCAAGCCAUGCAACUGACAACCGCAAUUGCAUUACCUAUGGCAUUGAAGGCUGCCAUGGAUCUCGGUCUUUUCGAGAUCAUGGAGAAAGCAGGACCCAGUGCUCGUCUUUCACCUUCCGAUAUUGCUGCCCGUAUUGCACUAGAUACGAACAAUCACUACCGAACAUCACAGAUGACAGAUCGUAUCCUCCGCCUUCUCAGCUCAUACUAUGUUGUGUCUUGCUCUGUUGCUGAUGAUCAUGAGCAUAGCCAUACUGAUGGUCAAGUCCAGAGGCUAUGCGCUUUAGCUCCGCUUUCAAGGUACUUCCUUCAAAGCAAAGAUGGUCAAGGUUCUUUAGCACCGAUGUUCAACAUGAUCCACGACCCGUUCAUGGCAAACGUUUGGUAUCACAUGAAAGAUGCAGUUCUUGAAGGGGAAGUUCCACUGGCAAAAGCAUAUGGCAAGGAUCCCAAGGAAUCUAUCGAGAAAGAUGAAAGAUUUGCUUCAAUCUUCUUUGAUGCCCUGAAAGAGUUCAAUACCUUGUUUAUAAACAAGAUUCUGAACGAGUACAAAGGAUUCGAAGGCCUAGAAUCGGUUGUGGAUGUAGGGGGUGGAAAUGGCUCUAUACUUAAAGCAAUUAUAUCCAAGUACCCAGCUAUUAAAGGCAUCAACUUCGACUUGCCACCCAUAAUUGAGAAGCAACCCGUUUGUGCUGGCAUCGAGCAUAUUGCAGGCAACAUGUUCACAACCAUUCCAACAGGAGAUGCAAUAUUCAUGAAGUGGGUACUAAAAAAUCUAGACGACGAACAGUGCUUGAACGUGCUUAAGAACUGCUUCAAGGCGUUGCCAGAUGGUGGCAAACUCAUGACUGUGGAGCUUGUAAUACCAGAUAUCCCAGAUAGUAACAUUAGCAGCCGAAGUGUGUUUCAGUUUGAUGUGUACCUGACAAAUAUGAAUGCUGGAGGAAAAGAGAGGACUGCAGGAGAAUUUCAGGCACUUGCAAAGGCAGCAGGAUUCUCAGGCAUCCAAGCAAUGGUUCGGGCAUAUGAUGUGACUCUUCUGGAAUUUCAUAAAACUGCUAGCACCAACUAAAAACAAUGCUGUAAAAGUGUUUCCAUGUAUCAAGUAGAAUGUUUAUGCCGAACCACUUUCAUAUGCAAUGUAAGAAUAAAUGGAGAUGGUUCCAUAUGCAACUGUACUCGUGAAUAGACUUUGUAAUUACGAAUAGACUUUUUUCAAUCAGUCAUGCCUGAUUGAUUUUUUUA